GGUAAACGGAAAUCGAGAACUAGCUCCGAAGCCCCGCGUCAUUGCCACCAUCUGGGAAGGCAGGCGACCUACCACUUCCCUCCCUUGACUUACUUUGUUGUGCCAAGCAGGCCUUCUCGUCUCUCUCUCUCAUUUUUUUUCUUCAGAAUCGCUUACGUGAUAGAUCGUCGCCACUUCAUCACUUGGGCCUGGUUGAUUGAUAUCCGUUUUGUACUCCUCAUUCUCACUUUCUAUAGGGCCAGACCUUUUGUUCACGCAUACUCCCUGCUGCGCGACCCGUAUCUGAUCUAGCGCAUAGCUUGAGAAAGUCUGCAUUUGCAGGUUCAUCAUGAGUCGGUCCAACAGACAGAAUGGACGGGACACUGAGCCUCGGGCUCCUCGGAAUCAAAGGAUUGCUGGACCGGCAGAACCUCGGCCUUGACCGACUACCUGGCACAGAAAUAGCGCGUAAUCACAGUCGACGACAGCAAGCAGCACUCACAGAGGCCGUGGCGGCAGAGUCUGCCUCGAACAGGCGUCGAUCGACCCACCGCACUGGAUCCGAGCAACUUGCGUCAAUUCCUGGUCCAUCGAACCAGUCUGGCAACCUCCCCGGUGCCUUGACAAACGCUUCUUCUGUAGCUGCACUCGCCGAUGGUGUCAACCCUACAAUCUACAAGAAGAAGCUUACCAAGGCCGAGGCCAAGGCUAUAGAGCAUUACAAGACAACCGAUGACUUCGCAAAUGCUAAGCAGUACUAUCAGGGCAACGUUGAGGAUGAGGAUCAACUCGCUCGCAUGUUUUACUUUACGGCCAAAAAGGCUGUUGGUCAAUUUGAGAACUGCGCCAAUUGUGGGAAACGCUUUACCGUGACUGCUUAUUCCUCUGCGGAUCCUGAUGGUGGCCUUCUCUGCACUGCAUGCGGUAAGGAACUGGCCAAGGAGGUUCCCAAGAAGAGGAAGCAAGCUGCGUCAGGUGGACCCAUAGGAAAACGGAGAGCUGCACAGAGCCGUGUCUUGGACGGUACGGGAUCUGUAGGCGUCAAGAGUUUGGUGGAAAUCUGCAUCCAGCACUUGUCCAAAAACAUUGAACUUGCAGACGAUCUCGGUGUUCUCCCAGAGCAUGUUGUCGAUCGAAUUUCACGCAUUUUGGCCAAACGCCGCAAGCUCAACUCAGAGGUUCUCCCUCUAUUCCUGCAACCAGGAACUCGAGCUCUCAGGAUAUAUGAUAGUGCCAACCUGAGCUGCCAGGACAUGAUCAGUAUCUUCCAAGUCAUCCCAGAUCUCAAGGUACUUCAGUUACGGAAUGCAAUUCAGUUCAAGGACGAGGUCAUGAGCUAUCUCUUGGACCGGCCAACAAAACUCCAGGUUCUAUCUUUGCAUGGGUGCAAUCUCAUUACAACCGAACUCUGGGAAAGGUUCUUUGUUGAAAAGGGCGAAAGUUUGCACACUCUGCAGGUUUAUCGAUGCGGCGAUUACUUUACAGACGCAGUGGUUGCGAAAGCAGUCGAGCACUGCCCAAACCUCAGGCGGCUCAAGCUGCAGGAGAACCUCAACGUCAGCUAUUCAAGCCUGGAGUCGCUCCAUGCCCUCAGCAAACUAGAACACUUGAGCCUCAAGCUAUGGAAUCAGGAUAUACCCAAUCCUGUUCUCGUCUCCCUUAUCGACGCACUGGGCUCAAAGCUUCAAACUCUGUCCCUGAAGUUGGUCGAGGAUGCCAACGACACUGUUUUGCAAGCGAUCCACCGGAACUGCAAAAACCUUUCGAAACUGCGGAUCACCGGCUCGAAAGCGUUCACGGAUGAUGCACUCAUGAGGCUCUUCACGAACUGGGCAAACCCUCCACUGCGGUUCGUGUCGUUCGAGAAUUGCAGGAGCAUGACACAUGGAGAGAACCUUGAAGAGGUUGGUCUUUGCGACAAGGGCUUUGGCGCUUUGAUGGCGCACUCAGGCCGCAAGAUACAGCACAUCAACAUUGAAUCUUGCCGCCACAUUUCAGCGGCGGCCCUUCUGGCCGCAUUUGACCAAGACAAGAUAUAUCCAGAUCUUGAGACUGUUGAGAUCAGCUUCUGUGAGAAUGUCACGGAUUUCAUCGUCGGCAGCAUUUUUAGGUGCUGCCCAGCCUUGAAGUGGGUAAAAGUUUUUGGCUGCAUGAAGGUGAAAGACGUGCUCGUUCCGCGCGGAAGAAUUUUGAUCGGUGUGCCUACCGCUGCCGGAAUGCAGAUUGAGGGUUACGCUUGA
This is a messenger RNA of Pyricularia grisea, 2219 nucleotides long. RefSeq lists its product as uncharacterized. The transcript has 4 exons. Bases 351 to 2219 code for a protein of 622 amino acids. Gene Ontology annotation, cellular component: SCF ubiquitin ligase complex. NCBI's taxonomy places the organism in Eukaryota, Fungi, Ascomycota, Sordariomycetes, Magnaporthales, Pyriculariaceae. The record is from RefSeq and is a predicted model, not a curated record. Gene Ontology annotation, biological process: SCF-dependent proteasomal ubiquitin-dependent protein catabolic process.